Cuscuta europaea is the source of this 1461-nucleotide messenger RNA. The record is from the annotation of a GenBank genome assembly. NCBI's taxonomy places the organism in Eukaryota, Viridiplantae, Streptophyta, Magnoliopsida, Solanales, Convolvulaceae.
GGUAAUCCCAGCAAAACUCCUACUUUUAAAGUAACCCAAACUUAAAUUACAAUAGAUGCAUUGGAAGUUGAAACUUGAAAAUAGUGCACUUUUAUUGUCAUCACAUGGCUUCCAGGUCAAGGUGCAGCUGAACAACUGAUUCCGAUCCGGUACGUCUCACAUACAGUGCUACCGUAGUCCACAUCGUAACUAUAUAACAACUCACUUUUUAUCGUUUGGCGCCGUGAAAGACAACGGAGAUAUCUUCGGCGGCUGUUUUGAGAUGGAGGGCAUUCGGCAUAGGACUGUGAAAGUUAACGGAAUCAACAUGCAUGUAACGGAGAAGGGGGAGGGCCCACGGGUGGUUCUCUUCUUGCACGGCUUCCCGGAGCUUUGGUACACUUGGCGCCACCAGCUCCAUCACUUCGCCGCCCUCGGCUACCGCGCCGUCGCGCCGGACCUCCGCGGCUACGGCGACACGGACGCCCCCGCCGCCGCGCCUAGCUACACUUGCCUGCACGUCGUGGGCGACCUGGUUGACCUGAUCCACUCCCUCGGAGUGGAUGGUAAUAAGGUUUUCUUGGUGGGUCAUGAUUGGGGCGCGAUUAUUGGCUGGUAUUUCUGCAUGUUCCGGCCUGACAUGGUGGAGGCGUUCGUCGGGAUCUCUGUUCCGUUCCGGCCACGGCACCCGGCGGUGAAGCCGGUUGAAGCCAUGAGGGCCGUCUUUGGAGAAAAUUACUACGUCUGCAGAUUUCAGGAGCCAGGAAGGAUAGAAUCUGAAAUAGCAAAAUAUGGAAGUGAAAAAGUGCUGAGGAAAAUAUUCACUGACCGGAGAACAGGCCCUCCCUGCAUACCAGUAGAAAAUCCAUUUGAAAUUGAUGAGGUCACGCAACCUGAAUUGCCCUCCUGGUUAUCUCAAGAGGACCUCAACUACUACGCUACCAUAUUUGAUGCCAAGGGAUUUUCUGGGGGAUUGAACUAUUAUCGCGCUAUGAAUUUGAACUGGGAGCUAACAGCAGCAUGGACAGGGGCACAAGUGAAAGUCCCAGUGAAGUUCAUAGUUGGAGAUGUUGAUUUGGUGUAUACCACCCCAGGGGUUAAGGAAUACGUGCACGGGGACGGUUUCAGGAAAGACGUGCCCAUGCUGGAAGAGGUUGUUGUGAUAGAAGGGGCAGGCCAUUUCAUCAACCAGGAGAGACCCCAUGAAGUCAACCAUCAUAUCCAUGACUUCUUCAACAAUGAAAGAGUAAAUUAAUUCGUGCCUUCUUAUUUUCUGAUUAGUACUGUAUCCACUGCCUAUAGUAUGGAUUUGUGGUUCUUUUUCUACUUAUUAUCAUGUCGUGCCUACCAAAUAUGCCUUGUUUUAUUCAUUUCCAAAUAUGCCAUUCUCAAAAGUGUGAUACGUGAAAUUUAUAAUUAAUGUUGUACUUUUCUUGGAGUAAUUUGUUACUUUGCCACACAACUUUACCAAAAAGAGAGAUA